Scomber japonicus (chub mackerel) is the source of this 405-nucleotide messenger RNA. RefSeq names its product gastrotropin-like. The transcript has 4 exons. Gene Ontology annotation, molecular function: fatty acid binding. Lineage: Eukaryota; Metazoa; Chordata; Actinopteri; Scombriformes; Scombridae. Gene Ontology annotation, biological process: fatty acid transport. Gene Ontology annotation, cellular component: cytosol; nucleus. Bases 28 to 405 code for a protein of 125 amino acids. The record is from RefSeq and is a predicted model, not a curated record.
UCACUUCUUCUGUUCUCUUUUACCAUCAUGGCUUUCACUGGGAAAUAUGAGCUGGAGAGUCAAGAGAACUACGAGGAGUUUCUGGAAGCAAUUGGGCUUCUCAAUGCCAAGACAGACCACAAAGUGGUAACAGAGGUGCUUCAGGAUGGGAACAACUUCACCUGGACACAAACAAUCCCAAACUGGGCCUGGUCCAAUAAGUUCACCAUUGGGCAGGAAUGUGAGCUGGCAACAAUGAUGGGCUCCAAAUUCAAGACUGCUGUCACUUUGGAAAAUGGCAAGAUUUCAAUAAAGUUUCCUCAGUACCUCUUCACAGCAGAGAUCAUUGAAGAUAAGCUUGUAAUGAUUUGCGUAACUUCCGGAGAUAAGGGUGUGACUUUCAAAAGAGUUAACAAGAGGAUCUAA